Molecule: messenger RNA, 492 nt
Organism: Aspergillus puulaauensis
Lineage: Eukaryota; Fungi; Ascomycota; Eurotiomycetes; Eurotiales; Aspergillaceae
Exons: 2
Coding region: 1-492 (163 amino acids)
Source: RefSeq, a predicted model, not a curated record
AUGCGCUGCCUUAGCAUCUACGCCGCCGUUUCGCUCGCCCUGGUCACUCCCGUCGUCGCGCAGGGAAAAUGGAUCGAUCUCCCCAGUAACGAGCCGGGGACGAUUUCAUCCGACAACAGCGACACAGCCUGUCUCGAUAGCAGGGCUAGGCUUCGCGAUAGUACCUGCGCAACCUUUGAAGUCGAUGACGACGGCCACAUUUUUACGGGCUCUGGCGACUCCAGGCGCUGGCUCCAUGUGGACGACGACACUGAAGCGUUAGAGCUUGUUUCCGGCGAUGCCCCUACUGGGCACUGGAAGGGGAUUAAGACUGUUUCGCCAGAAACUACGGGUCUCCUUUCACUGUUUGGCGUGAAGAAAACAGCUCCCCAGUCACCGAACUAUGGUCCUAACUGGGACUCUGACGGGGGAGGUGGUUAUAUUAAGCUGAAGGAGUGGGACGGUGGUCGCGGCGGGCAUCACAAGCAGCUCAGGUUCACGGUUAAUUCGUAG